Odontomachus brunneus is the source of this 2284-nucleotide messenger RNA. RefSeq names its product post-GPI attachment to proteins factor 2-like. Lineage: Eukaryota; Metazoa; Arthropoda; Insecta; Hymenoptera; Formicidae. Bases 474 to 1253 code for a protein of 259 amino acids. The record is from RefSeq and is a predicted model, not a curated record. The transcript is spliced from 4 exons. Gene Ontology annotation, cellular component: endoplasmic reticulum membrane; Golgi membrane. Gene Ontology annotation, biological process: GPI anchor biosynthetic process.
UAUUCAUGAUCACAUGAUCUCGUUGACGCUGCGGCAACACGCGUGUGACGAACUACUUCGUGUGUAAUGGCAUAGAUAAAAUCGUCGCAAAUGCGUUGCGUUGCGACAACAGCAAUGCGCCAAAACGUAAACUCUACCCCCCAAAUUCGAUCAAUUGCGCAAAUGCGACAACGCGCUCGAGUCGCAGAUCAACCUAACGUAACCUCACAUUGCUUGUCGUCACGAUGCUGAUACCUGUAUCAGUAGACAAUUUUCAUGAGCUCGUGCCCAUUGCUACACACAGUUUUUCUGUUAAAUCAAAAUAUGAGUUGCGAUGUGCCGCUAUUGCAUCGAGAAGAACUCGAAAAAAGUGCACGUAGGAGCGUUAUUGUGACGGAGUUUUUGAAUUAGCGUAUUUAUUAACCUUAAACCUUGCGUGCCGCGUACUACUAUGACGUAAAGACUGCAGUCGGCGAUAGCCGGGGGAGAAUAUCAUGGAUAAGCUGCGAUUAGGGUCAGAGUAUAUUCCAUUAGCGGACGACGGCAUGUCGAGAGCUCGCGUUGUCAUAUCUUUCGCCAAAGUAGCAUGGUUAACUGUGGCCUUGCCGUUUCUGGCGUUUACUUUCUGUGUUGCCUGGUCAAUUCUCUAUAAUUUCGAGCAUUCGACCUCCACGCAUUGUCAGGUGUACAAUUUCUUACCUUCUGUCUCGGCAGCCAUUGGUCAUUACAAGCCUCAGAGAAAUAUAUGGAAAACUGCCAUAGCGUUACAAGCAAUUAUCAGAAUUUUAGUAUGUAGACUGUAUUAUCGUUACUAUAAGGAGAACAUUUACAAGUGGGCACAAUAUUUAAGUAACAUUGCCCUCAUUAUGUACAUUGUUGAGAAUGUAUCUCUUGUUACAUUGAGCUUUUGGAGUUCCGAUGAGAAUUAUGCAUUCCAUAAGAUGUCUUUUAUAACAUUUUUGAUAACGUCCUUUAUACACAUGUUGCUAGUGUAUUAUAUUAUGAGGAAUUGUCGAAACAUCACAAAAGACUGGUUUGAUGCUACUUCCAUGAAAUGGAAACAGAGAUCAAUGAUGUUAAACGUGUUAUGUAUAAUAAUAGCAUCCUACUUCUUUUAUAGGCAUAACAAGUAUUGCGAGCCUUUUGUGUAUUCAAUGUUUGCAUUAAGUGAAUAUGGAGUUGUGCUUUCAAAUAUGGGAUUCCACCUGACUGCAGCGUUUGAUUUUGCCACAACGCGUCUGAUGAUAUCAGGAAGUGGACUGCGAAUCGUUUAAUAGUAUUUUAUAUACAUCACAGGUUGAAUGUUAUAUAUACUUAAGCAAUAUUGUACAUACUAUUUUUAUCUUGAUACGUCUGACUUCCAAAUUAGAAGGAAGAUUAGGCUAUACUCAACAGUGUCAAUCAUAGCUCUUAGAAAGCCUUAUAGAUAGUAGUAUCAAAUCUUCCUUGCAGAAGCAAAUUUCUUAGAAUAAUUUAGAUGUUGCAUUUAUAUAUGCAUAUGCAUAAAUGCAUUUUAUUUCAUGGAAGACCAAAUUACUUAGCAAUACUAUACGAGAGAUAUUAUUUGAUUCAGAAAAUAUACAUCUAGCUUCUUUAGAAACCCUUCGAUAAAAGUGCCUGUUGUUCCUCUCACGUUUCUUGUUUGAUUACGUAAUCACGCAUGAUGUACUGACGUCAACUGUAUUGUCAUAUUAGAACUUAAAAUCAGCAUCGAGUUUAUCGGCGAUAAAUUUUGCUAUCGCCAUAGAGCUAGUCGCAGCGGGUGAUGGUGCGUUUCGGCAAUGUAGCACUCUGCUUCCGAUAGUACCGGUGCCGGAGUCGAAAACGAAAUCGUCGAUUAGAUUGCCGUCGUUAUCCAACGCCUGUGCUCUCACACCGGUUGGUCCUCUGUUACAAAAUUGAAUUAUGGGAAGUUCGUGAGAGUUUUGCGAGAGCGGACACUACCGCAUGGAGAAUACUGACCUCUUGACAUCUUUAUAUGUUACUUCCGGGAUAAACUUUUGCAGGUCCUUUACUGCCAGCGGGUAGAAAAUCGAUUUUAUCACCUCCAUGCAACCUGGUACAAAAUAUCGGAAGCACAGCUUGUACAGGCCAGGGAAUUUCGCCAUUUCUAUACAGUCUUUUAUAUUUAUGUCGAACCAGCUGAGAGAGAAGUAAUUGUGCACAAUUUUAACGUCGUAAUCUUAUGCAUUAUAUACAUGUAGUCUACUACUAGUUAUUUUUCUUAAUGCAUAAUAGCAUUUAGAUGUAUAUUUUGCAAUUUUGCCUGCAGGAGUUAUUCAAUAAUAUUAUACAAUCAGUAAAA